GCUUGGAAGCACUAAAAGCGAUAACUUCAGGCAGUUGUCCCGGUAAACUAGUAGUUAGGCGUACAUUGUAUUAAUUUUAGUAGAAAACCAACAGGAAAAUGACUGACCAAUCAUUACCACCUCCUGUAAUGUGGGCCCAAAGAGCCUCAGUAAUCUUUUUAACGAUAAAUGUAGAAGAUUGUAAAGAUCCAGAAAUCAAAUUUAACAAAGACUCAAUGGUUUUCAAAGGUCUUGGGGGUGUAGAAAAGAAACAGUACGAAGUAACAAUCAACUUAUACAAAGAAAUUGAUCCAGACAAAAGUAAAAGUUUUAACCGGGGUAGGUGCAUCGAAGUCAUUCUAACAAAAGCCAAUCCAUCAGAGCCCUACUGGCCCUAUCUUACAUCAGACAAAAAGAAGCAUCAUUGGUUAAAGGUUGACUUUAAUAAAUGGCAAGAUGAGGAUGACUCAGGUGAUGAGGGCGUUGGUGGAAUGGGAGCUGGUAUGGGAGGUAUGGGAAUGGGGGGAAUGGGUGGAAUGGGAGGAGGAGGAGACUUUGAAGAAAUGAUGAGGCAGAUGGGGGGACUUGGGGCAGGUGGUGAAAAACCUGGUUUUGAGGACCUUGAAGAAGAUGACGAUUCAGAUGAUGGCCCCAUUCCAGACCUUGAAUAGAGAUAAUUUACAAGUUUUUUUGUAAUUUUUGUCUACAAUUUAUUGUUAAGUUAUUGAUAAAUAAAUGUUUAUAGAGGUAUUUUGGCGUAUUUCAUUUAGUCAUAUCAAUGAAUAAAUUAGAGUGCACUGUGUAAUUUUUUUUAAUGAGCAAUAACUUUUGUUGGUAUUAUUUAUUUAUCAAUAACAAUGAUUUUUUUAUUUAAAUUUGUCUAGUACUGUUUAAGAAUGGUACACCAAUCUAGGGUUCAAGGCUAUUUUAGAUCAGGGUAGUGUCAAGAACAAAUUAUAUCCAAAGACUUUAGUCAAAGUGCCCUGAUUAUUUGUAUUAAAUAUAUCCAUAAUAAAAGUCAAACCAA
Brassicogethes aeneus is the source of this 1006-nucleotide messenger RNA. The record is from the annotation of a GenBank genome assembly. NCBI's taxonomy places the organism in Eukaryota, Metazoa, Arthropoda, Insecta, Coleoptera, Nitidulidae.